CCAUCCGACACUAUCUUAUAGGCAAGUCGUCACCCGCUUUUGCUGUUUCUCUUUCAGGCCUAUCUACUGCAGAUAGAAGGCAGUGAUAAGGAACCAAAAAAUGGAAUUGCUCGACCAAUUUAACGCCUAUUAUGACGAGAUAAUGAAGUAUAGAGAGCCACUGUGUGAUGGCUACCCACUACUUGACUCACCAGCGGGGGUCCUAGCCUUGUCCGUCCUCUACUUGCUCGUGGUAUGGCAAGGUCCCAAAUGGAUGGAACACCGCAAGCCCAUCAAUUUGAAAGUCCCAAUUUUUAUUUAUAAUAUUUGUAUGGUCAUCAUUGCAUCAACCAUUGCUUUUGGGGGUAUCCACUCCAUCAUCAUGAUAGGUGGCCUCAAGGUCUUCUGUGAGAACUCCAACAACACACGAAACUUUUCAGACGAGGAUGUGAUAUUUUACUACGUGAACUUGGGCUGGCUGUUUUUUAUAUCAAAGUAUAUUGAGUUCCUCGAUACAGUUUUCUUCAUCCUACGUAAGAAGAACAACCAGGUGACAUUCUUGCACGUGUACCAUCACACCUCCAUGGCUCUGCUCACCUGGAUCGGGCUCAAGUUUUUCUCCGGGGGCAACAAUAUAGCAUACGGCAUAGUCAACAGCUUUGUCCACGUCAUCAUGUACUCGUACUACGCUCUGUCUGCCCUGGGUCCAGAGAUGAGAAAGUAUCUGUGGUGGAAGAAGUAUCUGACCAAACUACAGAUAGGCCAGUUUGUCGUCCUGCUCAUUUACGCUGCUUGGAAUGAAAUGUUCGGAUGUCCGUUUUCUAGAAUAUUCGUGAACAUCUGCAUAGUCUACAUCCUCACCAUCCUCCUUCUCUUCAUCAACUUCUACAUCAGGGCCUACCUCUCCUCCAACAGGCAAGCCAGAGAGGAUGCCGCGCAAAAACUGCGCGAUGAAGGGGAGAGCAACACAAAUGAAGCAGUUAAAAAAGUGAACUGAUUCCCACUGAUGUUGCAAAGAUUUGAACUUACAGGUCACAACAAAAGAGAAAAAAAAUGUUGUCAUCUAUAGACGUAUUAGUAUUGAUUACUAAUUAGAAUUGAAAGACAUUUAUUUAGAAGAACGUUUUUGCGAUAACAGAUAAAAUGC
Physella acuta is the source of this 1126-nucleotide messenger RNA. Its product is annotated as elongation of very long chain fatty acids protein 4-like. NCBI's taxonomy places the organism in Eukaryota, Metazoa, Mollusca, Gastropoda, Physidae. Gene Ontology annotation, molecular function: fatty acid elongase activity. Gene Ontology annotation, cellular component: endoplasmic reticulum membrane. The record is from RefSeq and is a predicted model, not a curated record. Gene Ontology annotation, biological process: sphingolipid biosynthetic process; fatty acid elongation, monounsaturated fatty acid; very long-chain fatty acid biosynthetic process.